Molecule: messenger RNA, 1538 nt
Organism: Austrofundulus limnaeus
Lineage: Eukaryota; Metazoa; Chordata; Actinopteri; Cyprinodontiformes; Rivulidae
Product: BMP-2-inducible protein kinase
Exons: 1
Coding region: 472-1437 (321 amino acids)
Source: RefSeq, a predicted model, not a curated record
AUAAAUUUGUCUAAUCUGCUAACAAAUAAUUUCUCUAUAAUCUUUGAAAACUGAGGUUGUUGAACAAAUAUUUCUCACCAUUCUUGAAAAGAGGGAUUAACUUUUACAUGUCUGGAAAACUUCCUGCUGUAAAUGAUAAAUUAUAUGUUUAUGAAAAUGGUUCAAUCACUUAAUUAUCUCCUUUACAAACAUCAACAAGUCAAAGUUUAUUAAUGUGUUUCUGCAGGAACCAGUGAUCAGACCACAGAGGUUCCUGUCGUCGUCCCGGACGAUCCGGACCCGACCACGAAGCAGAGACCGGGCAGGAGGACCGGCGUCAGACCCGGCGACGACUCCGACAGUGACUUCGAGUCGGACCCCCCGUCCCCGAAAAGCAGCGAGGAGGAGGAGCCAGAGGAGGAGGAGGAGGUCCUGAACAGCGAGCACGGCGAGGACACGGAGCCGGACCACCUGGGACAGAGACCUCUGCUGAUGGACUCUGAGGAAGAGGAGGACGAAGACAGGCAAAGCUCCGACUCGGACUUUGACCCCAGCAGGGUCAGGAGCCGCUCCAAGAGACCCGCGGGCCGUAAAGAACCCGCUCCAAGACCCCCGGGGACGGGUCUGAUCACGCCCCCCGUGUCCCCGAGCGGCGCCGGACCGUCGGGGGACGUGGACAUGUUCGGCGCCAUUCCCUUCCUGGGACCGGAGACCAGGGACAUCUUCAGCAAGGCUCCGUUCAGGCAGGUGGGCCUGGAGCGGACCCCCACAGACGACCUGGACGUCUUCACCAAAGCUCCGUUCAGCAGGAACCGGUCCAGGUCCAACAGGGACGUCCCCGCGGGACAAACGCCGCCCGUCUCCCCCGAGGGCAUCGACGCGUUCGGGUUCUCCCCCUUCCACCCGGGUCCGGACCCCCCCGCCACCUCCAGGAGCGCCGACGACAUCUGCCGCCUGGAGGAGUCGACCAAUCAGAGGCUGAGGCAGCGCAGCCUCCAGAGGCUGUCGUCACGCCAACGCAGGACCAAGCAGGAGGCGGGCGGCAGCAAGCGCCACCACGGGACCCCCACCGGAGCCCGCAAGACCAGCAAGCCCACCUACCGCACCCCCGAGAGGGUCCGCCGGCACAAGAAGGUGGGCCGGCGGGACUCUCAGAGCAGCAUUGAGUUCCUGAGCCCCUCGGACUCCAAGGAGAACAUCAGCGUGGACUUCCUGUCCCACGCCAAGGACCGGGCCCCGCCCCCUCCCGACGACCCCGGCCUCGACCCCUUCCACCCUCAGGACGGGGGCUCCGCCAAGUCCUGGGCCGGACCCCUGAACGGCGGGGAGAGCCGGACCAUAGACGACUUCGGGGCGGUGCCGUUCACAGAACUGGUGAUCCACAGUGGACCCCAGCAGGCCUCACAGACCCUGGACCUGGACCCGUUUGGAGCGGCACCGUUUCCCUCCAAGCAGUGACUUCCUGUCGUCCAUCUUACUAAAGACCUGGACCCAUUUAUCUGGACCUGGACCCAUUUAUCUGGACCUGGACCCAUUUAUCUGGACCUGGACCCGGUCCU